AGGAAGGAAGGAGGGAGGGAGGGAUUUUUCUGCAUAUGUACAAAUGUGAGCUAAUAAAAGUAUAUUUCUUAAUAGGGCCGGGGAUAUAGCUCAGUGGCACAGUGCAAGGUCCUAAGUUUGAGUCCCAGUACCAAAAAAAAGUAUGUUUCCUCAUAAAUGGGGUAUUUUUCAGCAACCUGUUUUUCUCACUCAGCAUCAUAUAGUCACCCUCACACCUGUACUUUUCAAAGCUCACCUAACAUUUUACAACACAAAUCUGUAAUAACACAGUGAACCAUCUCCUCACUGAUGAACACUGAGCACACUCUAAGUUCUGAUUCCUGCCUCGAGGUGGGAAUAAACAUCCUGCUCACACACUCUCGCACACAUGAGCACCUCUGGCCUUUUGCUCCAAACUCAUUUUCUCCAAGGGUGAUGAUCUUCCUUAGGAGUUUUGCUAGUUCUGCACAAGACAGGUGAUAUGUGACCUAUUUUUAUGCAGAAAUCAACUGACCUUGAGGAUAUGAUAAUAUAGUUAAAUAACUUCAUAAAAUCUGUUAAAGCCUCUUUAAAAAUCAUGUGAUUCCCUCCCUUUCCUCAGCUGCCCCCAAGGUACUCGGUUCUCUGGAGGGAGCUAAGGCCGCUUUGGGGUGAGGCCCUCACUUCAUCUGGGGACUAGCAUGGCACCCAGCAGCCUGCAUCAUGGUUCCAUCUCUGAGCUUGCUGGCGUCUACUCCGCCUUUAUCCUGCACAAGGACAACGAGGUGACCUUCACAGGGGAUACGAUCAAUGCCCUCAUUAAAGCAGCUGGUGUCCAUGUCAAACCUUUUAGGCCUGGUCUGUUUUCAAAGGCCCUGGCCAAUGUCAACAUUGGAAGCCUCAUCUGUAAUGUAGGGGCUGGUGGCCCAGCUCCCGCAGCUAGUGCUGCACCUGCAGGAGGCCCUACCCCCUCCACGCUGCUGCCCCAGCUGAGAAGAAGGUGGAAGCAAAAAGAAGAAUCUGAGGAGUCUGAGGAAAACAUGGGCUUCGGUCUUUUUGACUAAACCUCAUUUUGUAACAUGUUCAAUAAAAACUGAAAAGCUGCAAAAAAAAAAAAAA
Molecule: messenger RNA, 1077 nt
Organism: Chinchilla lanigera (long-tailed chinchilla)
Lineage: Eukaryota; Metazoa; Chordata; Mammalia; Rodentia; Chinchillidae
Product: 60S acidic ribosomal protein P1-like
Exons: 1
Coding region: 660-1022 (120 amino acids)
Biological process (GO): translational elongation; cytoplasmic translation
Cellular component (GO): ribosome; cytosolic large ribosomal subunit
Molecular function (GO): protein kinase activator activity; structural constituent of ribosome; ribonucleoprotein complex binding
Source: RefSeq, a predicted model, not a curated record